AUGAAACUGCCGACUUUCUUCGGUGUUAUUGAACCCUUAAAGGCAGAGACAUGGUUACUCGAAAUAGAGAAACUAUUUGAAGUGUUUACCUGCUCUAAGACUCAGAAAGUUCUAUUGGCCGCCUAUAUUCUAAAAGAUGAAGCCUGCAGAUGGUGGUUGCUAAUCCGAAAUAAUAAUGGGAACAUAACGUGGUCUCAAUUUAACAAGAUUUUCUACAAUAAGUACUUUCCUCAGUGCUUCCGGGACUGUAAGGUUUUUGAAUUUCAAGAACUCAAGCAAGGUAACAUGUCUGUAGCCGAGUAUGAGGCUAAAUUCACGGAAUUAGCUCGAUUUGCUCCCCAUAUGAUGGAUACGGACUAUAAGAAGGCACAAAAAUUUGAAGGAGGUUUGAUGUUGGAAGUGUUUGACCAAGUUCGCAUCUUGAAGUUGCCUACAUAUGUGGAAGUACUAGAUAGAGCAUUAAUGGCAGAAACUACCUUAGCAACUAUGAAACAAAGCAAGGCCCCAACAACAACAGAACGGAGAAGUAAAAGGUCAGGGAACAAGUUUAGAAAGGGUAACUCCUUUGGAAACAAGAAACAAAACACGAGAUCUUCCAAUAACUCUAGUCAGAGUAGCGGAUCAAUUCCAAACUGCCCUAAUUGUGACAGGAAGCAUAGAGGAGUGUGUUACCGUGCAUCUAGAGCCUGUUACCAAUGUGGCAAAGUUGGCCAUAUGAUGAAGAUUCAGAACCACGAGAGUCCGAAUUGUAAGGCUUCUUUUCGAGCUUUCGAAAGGGGGUGCGAACAAGCCGAGCUACAGUCGAAAAAUGCCAAUCGCCCCGUAACAAGUUCAACCGGAUCUGCUUCUGUAACAAGGUCAAAUGUUAGAACUAAUGCUAGAGGUAACACUGGAAAUGAGAUGUUACGGCAAGGGAGAGUGUCCACACUGGUGCCUGGAGAUGUACAGAACACUGAGUUUGUGGUGUCAGCAUAUGAUAUUGUGAUUAGUGAUGUGAGGUUGUAUGUUGAUUUAUUACCUUUGGGAAUUGAUCAUUUUGACUGCAUAGUGGGUAUGGAUUGGUUAACGAAGUAUUGUGUAACUAUUGACUGUGUGAAUAAAUCUGUUGUAUUUCGUUCACCUGGUUUACCUGAAUUUGUGUUUAUUGGGAAUGGGGCAGUUCCUUCCCCAUAUUUGAUUUCUGCCAUGAAAACUGUUAAAUUACUUAGAAAGGGGUGUAAGGGCUAUAUGUGUUGUGUUUUGACUAAGACUUUUACUAGUCUUAAUGUGGAAACUAUCCCUAUUGCUUGUGAAUUUCCUGAUGUGUUUCCGACUGAAUUGCUUGGAGGCUUAAUUGACAGAGAAAUUGAAUUCACUAUUGAUGUAAUACCUGGAACGCAACCGAUUUCCAAAACCCCAUAUAGAAAGUCAACUUCCGAAUUGAAAGAACUAAAAAUUCAACUCCAAGACCUCUUAGACAAGAAGUUCAUCCGCCUGAGCACUUCGCCUUGGAGUGCUCCAGUUUUGUUUGUCAAGAAGAAAGACGGAUCUUAA
Molecule: messenger RNA, 1533 nt
Organism: Camellia sinensis
Lineage: Eukaryota; Viridiplantae; Streptophyta; Magnoliopsida; Ericales; Theaceae
Source: RefSeq, a predicted model, not a curated record